Molecule: messenger RNA, 207 nt
Organism: Trichoderma breve
Lineage: Eukaryota; Fungi; Ascomycota; Sordariomycetes; Hypocreales; Hypocreaceae
Product: ribosome associated membrane protein RAMP4 domain-containing protein
Exons: 3
Coding region: 1-207 (68 amino acids)
Cellular component (GO): endoplasmic reticulum
Source: RefSeq, a predicted model, not a curated record
AUGGCCCAAACCCUCGAGCAGCGCCGGCGCAACGCCAAGUUCGCCAAAGACCAGGAGAAUAAGAUGGGCAAGUCGGAGGACCAGCUCAAGAAGCGCACCAAGGAGACUCCCAAGUCGCCCAUCUCCAUCUUCUGGCUCGCCGUGCUUGGAUUUGUCGUCUUUGGUGGACUCGUCUUUGAGCUCCUCUCGCGCUUCUUUGGCAUCUAG